Rhodotorula toruloides NP11 is the source of this 1266-nucleotide messenger RNA. RefSeq names its product macrophage activating glycoprotein. The record is from RefSeq and is a predicted model, not a curated record. Lineage: Eukaryota; Fungi; Basidiomycota; Microbotryomycetes; Sporidiobolales; Sporidiobolaceae. The transcript is spliced from 5 exons. The coding region runs from base 1 to 1266 and encodes 421 amino acids.
AUGCUUGUGCACUCUGCACUCGCCCUCACGCUCGUUUCAACCCUCGCUGGCCCCGUUCUCGCUCGCUCACCGCACGGAGCGCCCGCACCUCACCUUCGUGCCCGCGCCGAAGCUUCGACACCGACUGCCAGCACGCACGCACAGACUAGUCGUGUGGUUGCCGGCGCUGCUACCACCGCAGCAGCCAGCGCGACAGUCACCGCCGCAGCGACGAAGAAGGCCGCCGCCGCCGAAGGAUCCCCUCUUCCCCUCACCCAGUACACCUACGCCUACAGCGACAUCCCUUAUCUCGUCAACCCCUACAAGUCAGUACGAGGCCCACAAUCAGGCUACAACAUCUGCAACUCGACGACGUCGGGCGACUCGUCGCAGUGCCAGACCCUGAUCGCCAACGACAUCCAGGACUUCUGCCUUUGGGGAUCGUCCUUGACCGGCGAUGGCCUCGACACCAUCGGCGACAUCGAGGCUGCCGUCGUCGCGUACUGCACGACGGACAAGCACGGCGCGCGCGUCAUCAAGCCUGGCGCAAUCACAGGCGUCCAGGUCCUCAAGACACCGGCGUACAUCCAGUGGACCGGCUUCAUCGACCAGACGGCGCUUCACUUGACCAAGGACGACACGGGAGGCGAGCUUGACCCGCACGGCGCCGACCUCCAAGGCAACCCUCUCGGCGGUCUUGUUUACUCGACAGGUCUUCCCUCUGGCGACAACCAGACUUACCUGCAGGCCGUCGAGUGGAACAACUUCAUCGGCGGCGGCGUCUUCUGCCUCAAGCUCUGCGACCCGGCCUACUACGCCAAACACGGCGACCAAUUCUUCUGCCAGAACCGAUUCGAUCGCAUUGGAUGCUCCUACAACAUGCCCGCCGCCUAUCGCGGCGGCGAAUUCAGCGUCUGCGACUCGGAGCUUCAAGACAUCGUCGGCGUUUACACUGAGAACGGACAGGUCAAGACGUACUCGCAGGAGCCCGAGGGUACUGUGCCGGCUCCGCCAUACACGCCGCGCGUUCCCAAGUCGAGCAACUGCAAGACCUUUGCCUCGACCGAUCUCUGGGCGGCGCCCACCACCUCGUCCGCGUCCUCCUCGAUGUCGACCGGGCAGACCUCGUCGUCAGCUUCGUCCGCCGGCGUGACCGGCCACCCUGCCGCUGCGUCUGCUGGCUCGAGCGACUCGUCCAAGUCGACCACUGGCAACGGCGCGGCGUUCCUCGUCGCUUCGACCGGCUUCCUCGCGCUCGUCGCGGGCGCCGCCAUCGUCCUCGCCUAG